AUGCAUUUAGGGCUCAGUAAUAGCAGCAGCAAUAAGUUUGGGAUAAUACCAGGCAUCAAUUGGGUUUCUGGAUAUGGAAUAGAUAUAAUUGAACCAUCAAGUUUUUUCCCGGACGACUUAAUCACAGAAGCCAAUAUACUUUCAAACAAGCCGAAGAGUUCUAAAGACUCUGUGAACACAAAUACAACACAUAAAUGUUUACACAAUACUCAAAACAAAUCGACACUUAAUACAUACGAAAUUUUACAGCAUAUAUUGUAUAAUAUUCCUGAUGAUGAGUUAUACAUUACCCUUUCAGCUUUGAAAAAAUAUACGAUCCCUUGA
This is a messenger RNA of Pichia membranifaciens NRRL Y-2026, 324 nucleotides long. RefSeq lists its product as hypothetical. Bases 1 to 324 code for a protein of 107 amino acids. The transcript has a single exon. The record is from RefSeq and is a predicted model, not a curated record. NCBI's taxonomy places the organism in Eukaryota, Fungi, Ascomycota, Pichiomycetes, Pichiales, Pichiaceae.